GUGAUUUAGCGGCGCCAGUCUGAAGCAGGUGUCCAACAUGGCGAUCUCGGUUAGCGGAUCUCUCUCUAUUCCUCUCGCUGUAUUGAUGUUUUUGGCAGCGUUUGGGUUGAAAGGAGCAGCUCAGAUCGUGCCAGUCCAAGGGCAGAACUUGGUGACGGACAACGUGUCGGUGGUGGAGGGGGAGACGGCCACCAUCAGCUGCAGAGUGAAGAACAACGACGACUCCGUCAUUCAGCUGCUUAACCCCAACAGACAGACCAUCUACUUCAGAGACGUCAGACCUCUGAAAGACAGUCGCUUCCAGCUUGUUAACUUCUCAGACAACGAGCUGCGCGUGUCUCUGUCCAACGUGUCGCUGUCGGACGAGGGCCGCUACGUAUGCCAGCUCUACACAGACCCCCCACAGGAGGCCUACGCAGACAUCACUGUACUGGUCCCUCCAGGAAACCCGAUCAUAGAAUCCCGCGAGGAGGUGGUCAGCGAGGGCAACGAGACGGAGAUCAGCUGUACCGCCAUGGGCAGCAAACCCGCCGCCUCCAUCACUUGGAUAAAGGGUGACCAGGAGCUGCAAGGUGAGUCGACGGUGGAGGAGACGUACGACCGCAUGUUCACCGUCACCAGCCGCCUCACACUGACCGUCUCCAAGGAGGACGACGGCAUGCCAGUCAUCUGCGUCAUCAACCACCCAGCCGUGAAGGACUUCCAGGCCCAGAAGUACCUGGAGGUGCAGUAUAAACCUGAGGUGAAGAUUGUGGUGGGCUACCCCGAGGGGCUAACUAGGGAGGGGGAGAAUCUGGAGCUGACCUGCAAGGCCAAAGGCAAACCUCAGCCCCACCGCAUUACCUGGUUUAAGGUGGACGAUGACGUGCCCUCGCACGCCGUUAUCACCGGCUCUGACCUCUUCAUCGAGAACCUCAACAAAUCCUACAACGGCACGUACCGCUGUGUGGCCUCCAAUCUGGUGGGAGAAGCCUUCGACGACUACAUCCUCUAUGUCUACGAUGCUCUCACUUCAACCCCCACACCCUCCACUACUACCAUCAUCUCUGACAACUCGCAAGAUUCCCGGGCUGGGGUGGGAUCUCCACAGAAGAUCGACCACGCCGUGAUUGGAGGUGUGGUGGCUGUGGUGGUCUUCAUCAUGCUCUGCCUCCUCAUCAUCUUGGGACGCUACUUUGCCAGACAUAAAGGCACUUAUUUCACACAUGAAGCCAAAGGCGCGGAUGACGCAGCAGACGCCGACACGGCCAUCAUCAACGCUGAGGGCGGCCAUAGCAACUCCGACAACAAGAAGGAGUACUACAUCUAACCAGCUGGGGGCGUUGUGGCCCGCACUGGACUGCGAGUCUUUCUGGGGGUGG
This is a messenger RNA of Alosa sapidissima (American shad), 1361 nucleotides long. It is a transcript of the gene cadm1b, whose product is annotated as cell adhesion molecule 1b. Gene Ontology annotation, molecular function: signaling receptor binding. Bases 38 to 1309 code for a protein of 423 amino acids. The record is from RefSeq and is a predicted model, not a curated record. Gene Ontology annotation, biological process: susceptibility to natural killer cell mediated cytotoxicity; detection of stimulus; cell recognition. Gene Ontology annotation, cellular component: synapse; plasma membrane; neuron projection. NCBI's taxonomy places the organism in Eukaryota, Metazoa, Chordata, Actinopteri, Clupeiformes, Clupeidae. The transcript is spliced from 11 exons.